Messenger RNA from Saccostrea echinata, 1758 nucleotides. RefSeq lists its product as uncharacterized. Gene Ontology annotation, cellular component: cytosol. Bases 1 to 1758 code for a protein of 585 amino acids. Gene Ontology annotation, molecular function: ribonucleoside-diphosphate reductase activity, thioredoxin disulfide as acceptor. The transcript has 2 exons. Lineage: Eukaryota; Metazoa; Mollusca; Bivalvia; Ostreida; Ostreidae. Gene Ontology annotation, biological process: deoxyribonucleotide biosynthetic process. The record is from RefSeq and is a predicted model, not a curated record.
AUGCAGUAUCAUCCAGGAAUAUUAAGACAGAGAGGACAUGGUUGGACUUAUCAUAAAGGUUUAUUACGACAAAAAGGACUUGGGCUUGGUCUUUUAGCUCCGGUGUUAAAAUUAGCAGCUCCAGUAGUCAGUAAUCUAUUAGGUGGAAUAUUAGGAGGGGGUCAACAGCAACCACCCCCACCCCCACCAGCUUAUUAUUAUCCACCCCCCAAAAACUAUCAAAGAGGGGAAGGAUUUUUUACGGAUUUACUGAAAACGGGAGCUAAACAUGCCUUGACCGCUGCUGCUAGAACGGGGUUAGAUGUGUUAGAAAAUAAGAGAUCUUUAAAAGAUGCUAUCAAAACUCACGGAAUACAAGCCCUGAAAAAUACGUCGGGAAUGGUGAAACAAAGAAUGAAUCUAGGAGAUAUCCCUCCCACUAAUAUUGCUUUAGAAGAAUCCAAAUGGGAAGAAUAUUACCCUAUUUCUAGUACUUUAGAUUCAGAGACAGCUCCGAUCGAAUUUGAAAUUAAAGGACAAGGAGAUCAAUAUCUAGAUUUAUCUCAAACUUAUCUUCAAAUGGUAUGUCAAUUUGUCCAAAAUGAUGGAAGUGAUCUGGGUGGAGAUCCUGCUAAAACAGCCCCAGUGAAUAAUAUCUUACAUUCCUUGUUUACGGAAAUUGAUGUUAAUAUCAAUGGAAAAAUAAUCACUCCAGGGACCGAUACUUAUCCUUACAAAGCUUAUCCGGAGAAAUUACUGUCUUACAAACCCAGAACUUUAGCCACACAAAUGAAAGCUUGUAGUCUAUGGGAAAAAGAUACAGCAGGACAUAUGGACGAAAGAGGGCUAGCAGCUCUGGGAGUGGCUGCUAAUCAGACCUUUGCUGUAGCUGCUGAUGCUUGUACCAUUAACAAACCCAUCAUCCCAGCGUACCCAGCCAAUUCUAAAAACGAAGGAUACAGAAAACGUCAUGAAGCUAUAGAUGGUAGUAAGAAAAUUACUUUGUUGGAUCGUUUACAUCUGGAUUUGUUUCAACAAGAUCGAUUUCUACCGAAUGGAGUUGACGUCCGUUUGAGAUUUAAUCGAGCUAGACCUGAUUUCUACAUGAUGACGGCUCAAGCCAAUACGGGAAAAGUCAAAAUAUUAAGUAUGGUCUUGUGGGUGAGAAAAGUGAAACCUUCCCCUACUUUAAUGAAUCACAUCAAUCAAACUUUGAAUACUCACAGACCCAAAUAUCCAUUAAGAAGAGUCGAAGUCAAAAGUUUUACCAUACCUACAGGAACUCAAUCUAAGAUUACCGAUCAUCUGUUUCAAGGCCAGAUGCCAAAAAGGCUCAUUUUAGGGUUUGUGGAGAAUGCAGCUUUUAAUGGAGAUAAAACUAAAAAUCCCUUUAAUUUUCAAAAUUUUGGGAUUAAAAAAUUAGAUGUUAGUAUCAAUGGAGAGACCAUGAUGACUCGUUGUUUCGAACCUAAUUUUAAUGAAGAUUUAUAUCUGAGAUCUUAUCUGAGUUUAUAUCAAGCUUUGGGAAAAUUAGGAGAAGAUUGGGCUCCGGACAUCACCUUAGAAGAGUAUAAAAACGGAUACACUUUAUGGGGCUGGGAUUUCACUAAAGAUCAAGAAGCCCAAUCGGAUAAAUUCCAUCUCAUAGAAACAGGAAAUUUAAGAGUAGAAGUCCAAUUUACGAACAACACGGCCACCACUUUAAAUUGUGUGGUGUAUGCAGAAUUUGAUAACCUCUUAGAAAUCAACAAACAGAGAGAAGUGAGCAUUGAUUAUUAA